AUGGCCGACAUGGCGAACGGAGGCGGCGGGUUGGAGGCGGGAGGAGACCUGGCAGCAGCGAGUCUGAUCUUCGUGGACGUGCAGGACGAAGACAAGGUGCAGCCUACAGUCAACGUCGAUCAUGCAGAGCGCGCUGAGGAGAAGGUCCCCCUCGACUCUCUGCCUCCCAACCUGGCGGAUGCUCUACGACGAUUCAACAGGAGCAAGGACGGGAUGCUCAACGUUGAAGAGAUUCAGGAGAUGGCCCUAGUGUUCCAGAGCCUCGAGGCAGGGAAGAUUCCUCUCUCGCUGCUGCCAGUCAAGAUGCAGCAAACAAUCUCUGCUUCUCAAGACGCAAGUGAAGCAGCUCCGUUGAAGCAGGAGAUGCGGACGCUCGACGCAGAGCAGAUCACCGAGGCCUUCGAUUUCCACAGCCGUUUCGUACAGAUCAAGACACGAGGAAAGAUUCCCUUGGACGUAUUCCCACCUAGUGCCCACCAGCAGCUGAAGAUGAUGGACAUUAACAAUGACGAAUUUCUAGAUUCCCACGAGAUUCUGACUGGAAUCUCGGCGUUGAAGAAUGAGAGAAACAAGUCAAGGAUGUACUUCAACUUCCUCAUCAUCCUCGGCAUCCUCUUCAUCCUCACUCAGGCCGCCGUGUUCGGAUUGACGUACGCGGUGAUUGAGAUAACUAAGGACAGUGAAGUCAAGGCUGGGGGGGUAAUGACCGUAAAGGGAACCGACGAGCCCGUUCGAGUCGCCUCGACUGACUUCGAUGUCAAGGAUGGUGUCCUGACGUCGAGAAGAUCGCUCAACAUGACCUGCAGCAACGACACGUGCGCUGUCAAACCCAUCCAGACGGCUCAGUCCACAUCUCCUGCAAAGUUGACAUCUCUCAUGGACGACGAGCAGCUGUCGGAGCUCAGGUCGAUGAAGGUGAUACAAGGCCAGGCCUUCAUCCACUUUCAGAUCUUCGCAGUCGCGAGGUACGAGGAGACCUGGAGCAGGCACGGCAGUGUUGUUGUCAUCUACACUCACCUCGGUGACAUCACCCUUGACGGCGAGGUCAUCGUCUUCCAUGAAUCACUGCAAGGCGCCUUCACAAGAGCUGGGUUCCAGGUGGACUCGCACGGGCGGAGACUUCUAGGGGUGGUGGAGAUACUCGGAAUGUUCAACAUCAUCAGGAGCGCACUCAAGCAAGAAUCAGCUGAACACUCUAAGCCCGACCAGCUCCCGGCGUUUCCUCCCUCGCAGUACACAGCGCACGUGGUGGAGGUUGAGUUCUGCGAAGACGAAGGGGGGAAGUCGACCUAUUCCUGCCAGACUGGCGGAGGCGAGACGGUUGACUGGGUGACGGAUGAAGAUGCAGGAAGGAAGGGGUUGCGUUUGGAGGAAGAUCAGUACAGCUUGACGUUCAAUUCAAGACAUUGGGCCAAGACGGUUCAGACCAAGGCGCAAUGGCCGGAGCAAAAGCUGAUCAAGAUUCAGAACGAGUCGCACAAGCUGACGUAUCAGGUGUUCAAAGGGAAGUACUUCUUCUGUGACCUCAGAGAGGAUCAGUCCCUCGCUUCAGUUGUCGACAACCGAAGAGCUCUUGCUAGCCCCAAGGCAUCCUCGGACUUUGAAAUUCUUUUCCAGGGCUUCCAAUCAGUGAACGGCAUCUACUGCAAACACUUUGAAAUUCGCGCAAAGGCGGAAGGGAGCAGCGAGGUGUUCCAUGUGUACGAGGACUACUACAGGAAGAGGCUCUACCAGUUCGUGCGGGGCAACCUUCGUUGGAGGUUUGACUCGCUGAUGGCGAUCGAGGGGGAGGAGAACAAUCCGAUUCCUUUGAGCGACCUGGACAUGGAAACCAUCCUGCAGGCUUGCGAUCCACAGGAUCUGAUCCCCCCGGCAAAGCUCAUGGAGGGAUCUGUGUCAAAUAUUAUAGUCCCUGAUCCGUCAUGGGGCCUCCAUGAAAACGCAAGCACAACGAUGGAGGAUAUGUCUUCCUUCGAGCCGGGGGCCAACAUGUCUCGCAGGCUUCUGUUCUCUGACAGAAAGAAAGAUGUCAACGAUCAGUCUUGGAGCUUCUUGGGCGAGGCUCAGCUUCUCUCUAGGGCCGCUGAAUCGACUAACUCGCAGCCCGGCAACUCAUCGCUCAGGUCCUUCUGCUCCCGACUCGGGUACCCGUCGGUAGUCCAGGGCCCCUACAGCAGCAUCAGCUCGGCCAAGUCAUCGUCCAAGACGACCGCCAGAUCAGGUUCGAUCGGCCUUGAGUUCAUGUACGAGAGCUGCAAGGACAACGUCGCCAUGUACAUCAAGCCCCAGAUCAAUUACGGCUGCCCCAGCUUCUCAGGAGGGAUCGAGCUUGAGAUCCGGGGGCUCAACUCCAAUCGCGCCACCAUCAGCUACGCAGGCGACCUCUUCGUCAGCAUCAACCCCUGCCGCUGUCCUCCCAUGCGCCUCCCCUCCGCCAUCUCCAGCUUCUGCCCUUCCCUGGGCGUGGGCAUAGGUAUCGUAGGGGGGCUGACCAUGAAGGAGUACUACACAUGCUCUGUCGGUCAGUUCGGCUCGAAUCCGCUCAUCACCGGGUACUCCACAUUGAGCAUCGGACCCUACUGGGCCAACGCUCGCUUCACGGUGAGUGGGUAUGCCUACCUGGGCUUCCGAUGCGGGUCCAUGCAGCGAUCAGGACAGAAGAUGAAGAUCGGACACAGGUACGACAUGGAAGCCAGGCUCGACUUGUUGUGGACCUCCAAGACUUGGACGAUGCCUAUCUAUCCUACAGAGCAGAACUACUGCUCCAGCCAGAGCAACCCCGUCUCACUCAGAAGGGAGUACAUCUUCAAGGAGUACGGUAGGUAUGCGUACGCCAUGUUCGACUCGGACUACUGGACCUGCAAAUGA
This is a messenger RNA of Guillardia theta CCMP2712, 2868 nucleotides long. RefSeq lists its product as hypothetical. The coding region runs from base 1 to 2868 and encodes 955 amino acids. The transcript has a single exon. Lineage: Eukaryota; Cryptophyceae; Pyrenomonadales; Geminigeraceae. The record is from RefSeq and is a predicted model, not a curated record.